Messenger RNA from Lytechinus pictus (painted urchin), 5985 nucleotides. Its product is annotated as large ribosomal subunit protein mL43-like. Gene Ontology annotation, cellular component: mitochondrial large ribosomal subunit. Lineage: Eukaryota; Metazoa; Echinodermata; Echinoidea; Temnopleuroida; Toxopneustidae. The record is from RefSeq and is a predicted model, not a curated record. The coding region runs from base 2810 to 3241 and encodes 143 amino acids. The transcript has 4 exons. Gene Ontology annotation, biological process: mitochondrial translation. Gene Ontology annotation, molecular function: structural constituent of ribosome.
UCUAGCGCGAGAGGGCGCGAUUUUCGCGUCAUCAUUUUCGCGUACGAAAAUGGCGACAAGCUGCUUCGGGAGCCGGUGCGAGCAAUAACGGCAAGCCCUACUUGAGUCUCCUGUCUAGGAUGGUAAACGUAUAUCAAUGGGAAUGAAAACGAUGACAUCAUCUUCCCAAUGCAUUCAGCUAUACUGCACGGUAAGCUCUUGCGACGGAGGGUCGAGAUCGGAACAAAAAUUGCACUAAAACAGUCUAUUAAUUUCUUACCUCCAUUUGAGCAUGGGAAUACUUACUGAUCUGAAGUCGAGGGGCCCAACAAUGAACAGACUUGGGCUGCAUGAGCCGUCGAAUAUCUGUGGUUCCAAGAAAGCGUGAUGGAAAUGCCGCCUUAAAAAAACCAACCCCACCUCUGCCUCUGGGCUUUGUUCUUGGCGAUCCUGCAUUCCAUUCAGACUGCAACUUUAAGCAGGAAUUGUUCUACCAACUACUUAAUUAUUCACAAAUGUGAAUUGCAGCUUUUAGAUUGACAAGAAAGAAACAAUUGAUUUAUCUCCCCCCCCCAACUGUCUUCUAACAUUUUCUAUCACCCCAAACUAACACUUUUUUUCUUGUAUGUCUGUUUAAAUAUUUUUAUUUAGACUUUAUGUAAUUUUUUCAUGAUUUAUUUAAGAAGUAUGAGCAAAAAAACAAACAAUUUGGCACAUGCAGUAGAGAAGAGAAGGAACUUAGUGUUGAAAAAGGAUACACAUACAGAUCUGAAUAUUAAAAUAAAUUUAAAAAAGAAAUGACAAAUCCACACUGACACAUGAAAGUAUUCAUUUUAUUUUUUUUCCUUGUUGGCAUUGGUUACAUUAAUUAACUCCACAUAAAAAUAUAAAUUGGAUAUUUUAACAGUAUUAAUGAAGUUGCUCAAUAAAAUUUAAAAUUAGGUAUUCUCAUUGGAGGUAAUGGUUGAUACAGAUGGGUGGGUGGACCUGCAGCCACUAGCGUACCUAUGGGGGGGGGGCAGACUGCCCCCCCGACGAGUCACAACCCAUGCAAGGGACGUAUCCCUGCCCCCCCCCCCCCCCUGAUGAGCCACCGGUGGCCCCCUCCUUUGAAGUUUAAGACCGAAAGUACGAAAUCCUUUAUUUGUGGUUGAAGACUUUUUUGCUUGUCAAAUUUUUGGGCGGACGAUUUUGCCCCCCCCCCCCCCCUGUGGAAAAUCCUAGGUACGCUACUGCCUGCAGCUCUAUUGUUUUAUUAGAUUUUCAUUUUUUAUUGCUGGGGGGGGGGGUAUUAUUUAGAGCUGAAGCCAAAUGAUCUUAUGAGGCAAUAUGAUGCAUGUAAAGUGAUUUAUUAAACUUUUGAAAUAUCAAUUAAGAACUGGAAUGAUGAAUGAUAUGAAUAUAAGAAAUAUAUUAAAUGCAUGUAAAGUGAUUUAUUAAACUUUUGAAAUAUCAAUUAAGAACUGGAAUGAUGAAUGUUAUGAAUAUAAGAAAUCUAUUAUAUGCUAGUUCAUCACAACUUUAGCUGGAUCUUGCUGCAGAAAGUGCAUCGUGUAGUUCUACAAAUAUCUCGGGUGAGAGGCAGUUUGGCAGAGCGGAUGCAAUGCUUCAUAGGGCCCCUAACAUUUCUGUGGUAAGGUCGAAUCCAAACUGAUGUUUUCAUCAAAUGAUACAGCCUCCUGGCUACAAAAAUUUCCUGUAGAUGAAAGAGAAAACAAAAUAAUGAAUGCAAUGAAAUUGGGAAAAAAGUGAGGCUAGAGGAGCAAAAACAAAAGCAAAUGGUUGUAAAGUUAGUACAGGAGAGGAACAAAAUGAGAAGAAAGGAACUCACAGAAAAGGAAACAAAACAGAGAGACAAACUUGAGACUAGCUCCUUUAAAAAAAGUUCUGUAUGGUGUACUAUGGAUCUGUAAAAAUAUUUUAAAAUUAUGUAAAGUUUCAAGGAUUGAGCAUGCAUAGGAAAUCACGUAAAGGCAAGGAUAUCAAGUCACGAAUAAAAACAAAAAAUGAGGGGGGAAUGGGAAUUACAUUACCCCCCCCCCCCCACCCCGCCUCUCCAAAAAAAAAAAAAAAAACGACUUUAAUAACUUGUCAAAACUCUAUCUAGUAUCAGCUUAUGUUAUUAUCCUUUUUAAUGUUAUUGUUAGGGAUCGAGAGAAAGGAUGAACGCGGGGGGGGGGGGGGGUGCAUUUUUCGGAUUCAUACUUUCAGGCAUCAGUGUACUGAAGGGGAACAUUUAACAUAGGACUAAAAUUGCGGUGGACAGACAAGAAACAAGAAAUGAUGAUUAAAAUGAAAGAAAAAAUUCUCGAUCUCAAAACAACUUGAAAAAAGAAAGAUGCAAAACCAAAUGUUAUCAACUCACUUACAUAUUAUAUUUGAAAUCCAUCCCAAUGGUCUUCCAUGUCGUAAUUGUGCACUGUAAUUCAGAUAAUCUAGUUAAAACAUGUGAAAUUAACUUCAAGUCUCAAAUCAAUCGUCUUGCACACUGUGCCUUGCAAAAAACAACAAAAUACUCCGAUAUAUGCGUAUCAUGAACGCACAUGCAUAUUUAUGAGCGCCGCGAAAAUGACCAAUCUCAUUCACAAAUGAUGCGCACUUACGCUUCGUCACCAUGCCGCGAGAAGCGUUUAUGCGCGAUGUAAAAUCUCCGCCCCGAAUUGGCAAUCCCCGAAUGCGCAUGCGCGGUGGUGAUUGAUACUCGAUGGUCGACAAUUCGUUCGGAAUGGAUAAUACUUAGAAAUCAUUUCUUAAAAAAAUCAUAACUUGAGUUAUUCUUCAUCAUAUGUCUUAAUCAAUGCAUCAUCGUAAUGGGUGACACAUUUUCUUUAUGUUGAGAGAUUAUGUUGAAGAAGAUAUCAUAGACUUUGCUCGUAAGAAUCCACAGAUUGUUCUUUACGUCACUCCACAUAACAAGUUUUCUAAUCCAAGGAUAGUUGCUGAGUUUUUGAAUGGCACCAAGCGAUCUGUUCAGCUGAGCAAACUAGACAGAGAAGAGGUUUCUUCACAGGUUGAACUUUUACGUACUCAGUCAGGAAAUGAGGUGGUUCGAUUGCGCAAGUCUCAGCAUACUGACUUCCCCAGUAUUCAAGGUGCCUGGCAUCCAUUUAUAAACAAACCAACAAACCUGAACAUCACUGAGUUCCCAUCUAAUGAACCUACCUUUGCUCACCCAAAGACAAAGACUUGGGAUGUUCUUGAUAAACAUCAAGUGGAGGAACAUCUUAGGGAAGUUAUCAAACAAAAAGAGUCUGGAUCAUGAAAGCUUCAAUACUAUCUCAAACAUUAAAAAUGCUCUCAGACCUUCUGUUGGAAAAACCUCUGAUGAAACCAUUGAUGACAUUUGUUUGAUUAUGAUUCUUGUAGAUCCUUUCGGAGAAACAUCACAAGAAAGUAUCAUGUUAAGUCAUCUGUUUUGAUUUAUUUAAAGCUUUUGUAUCAAAAUAAAGUGAAACUUUUGAUCUAUUACAUACCACACAAUAGUAAUUUUUCACUUGACAAAAGUUGUUUUUACAAUUUAUUUGUGAUCAAGAUAAUAAAAUGGUAAAGGGUUCAAAAGAUUUUGUUGUGUAAUUGGGUCAAGAUCACACUUUUCACAGGCCAAGCACAUUAACAGCUUGUAAACAAAACACAGUACUCUUUUUGUUCAGAUACCACACACCCACCAAAAAUCAAACAGUUUCCAUGCUAGGGCCUUUUUUUAAGGUCACUCUCUCUCCAUUUGGUUAUUCCUGCUGUUUUGAAACCUUAUUCAGCCAAUCAAUACUUUGAUUUCAGAAAUUUAUCUUUGUGGAAAAAGUGAUUAGCUUGACCCAAUUAAAAGGAACCCUGUACCACAUACAUGUAUUAAGAGUAACAUUCAGCUUAUCAUAUACACUGUGAAUAUUAUUUAGGUUCAAAAUAAAAAGUUUUUGCACAAUCAAGAGAAAACAGGAGAAGAAAAUUAUGUUCAAGGUAUCUUUCCACACACAACUUCACUUAUUUAUCCAAAAAAAAAAAAUAGUUCAUACAAAAAGAAACAUACAAGUGUAACUUUUACUCUUUCCAGUGGUUCAAUGAGUUUAAUUUGACUUUAGAAUGAAGUGGUUAAAUAUUUUUUUGAGAAUAUGUUAUAGAAUUUAACUAGAGAUGCUCGCCGGUUCGCGCGGCCGAGUACAUGUAUCCCCCGAACCCACUGCAUCAUCCAUUAUUGUGAUAUAUAGAGCUCACACAGAAAUUUGACAAAUACAAUUAUCAUGGCAACAAUGACACUGCCCACAUUUUGCCCGUGGGUACCAAAUUUGAUGACAAUAAUAUGAUGCAGCAGCUUGACUCUGCAGAACCUAAAGUAUUGUCCAUUAGCACCUGUUGGGAAUACAAUUAGUAGUACAUCAUGUCUUUAUUAGAGAUCAAGAACCAGGCCCGGCAACCUAUCAGGUUGGCCGGCAGGUUAAAUUAACAUUAUUACAUGAUAGUUAAAGGUCAAGUCCACCUCAGAAAAAUGUUGAUUUAAAUCAAUAGAGAAAAAUCAAACAAGCAUAAUGCUGAAAAUUUCAUCAAAAUGGAUGUAAAAUAAGAAAGUUAUGACAUUUUAAAAGUUAGCUUAUUUUUCACAAAAUAGUUAUAUGCACAAUUUAGUCACAUGCAAAUGAGAGAAUCGAUGAUGUCCCUCACUAUUUCGUUUUUUAUUGUUUGAAUUAUACAAUAUUUCAAUUUUUACAGAUUUGACAGUAAGGAUCAACUUGACUGAACCAUAAAAUGUUAAACAAUGGUAAUUCCACCUGUUCAGGGAGACAUAAAACUUUGUUUCAUAGGACAACGAGGAGAAAAUAAGAAUAUUUCAUGUUUCAUAUAAUAAAAUACAAAAGAAAUAGUGAGUGAGUGAUGUCAUCAGUUCCUUCAUUUGCAUACCGACCGGGAUGUUUAUAUAACUAUCUUGUGAAAUUAAACAAAACUUUAAAAUGUCAUAACUCUCUUAUUUUACAUCCAAUUUUGAUGAAAUUUUCAAUGCUAUGCUUGUUGGAUUUUCCUCUUUUUAUUCAAAUCAUUUUUUUGUUGGGGUGGACUUGUCCUUUAAAUCACAGUACAUUAUACAAUACAAUCAUAAUACAUUAUUAUAUUACUGUUCGAUACAGUAAUAUAAUGAUAAUAACAUUAAAUAUCUAAAAUAUGUUAUAAAUAAAUUAAAACAACGAUGGAAGCAUACACAUGGUACGCAGUAAGAUAGAGAGAGAUAGAAAAAAAAUAGAGGGAAAGUAGAAGUGACAGAGGGGGAGAGCGAGAGAAAAAAACGAAAAUGCAUUAGAUAAAUAGGAUCGAAGAAGAGAGAUUGGAAUAAUACAUCAUGAUACUGUUCAAUACAAUAAUAUACAACAAUGUUAUGGAAUUGUAAAAACAGCAAUAUAUAUAGAUCCGACCAGAGAUUUUGAGCAGUAGGAUAGAAAGAGAGAUAGAAAGAUAUGUACAUAGAGGGAGAGAGAAAAAAAAACAUAAGAAAAAGCAAAAAGAUAAAGAGAAGAAGAGAGAUCGGAAUAAUACAUCAUUUACUGAUCAAUACAAUAUACAACAUUGUCAUGAAAUGGCAAAAAAAUACAAUAUAUGUAGUUGUAGAUCCAAACAGUGGUAACAAUAAAGAUGUGUACAAGUGGCACUGGGGAGGUAGCAUAAAGAGAAAGCGGGAGAGGGAGGGAGAGAGAGACUGAGUUUUUGGUAGAAGUAAGGGGGAGGGAGAGAAUGGAACAAUACUAUCGUAACUUGUAUACGAGCAUGAUCUUGGGUACAAUAUUAACUAAGUCUCUUCCUAAAAUUGCAUGAAUUUAUUGUGGUAUGUUGGGUUGAUAUUAAGCAAUGACAGAUUUGAAUAUGGGUUAAUAUAAUCAGAUUGGUAAAUUAUCUGCUAAGGAACAGUCAAUUUAUUUAACAUUAGGUUAUAUAAAAAUCUAUUAUACUUUCAUGUAUUGGUCAAUCUGCCAUGUUGGCUCACGCUGCCUUGAAAUAUUACGUAAGAAUUAAAAAGAACAGUCUUAA